Closterium sp. NIES-65 is the source of this 9330-nucleotide messenger RNA. Lineage: Eukaryota; Viridiplantae; Streptophyta; Zygnematophyceae; Desmidiales; Closteriaceae. The record is from the annotation of a GenBank genome assembly.
AUGGCAACAAUAGCCGGUCCCGUUUUAGACGCGGCGGAUCCGGGAUUCCGUCUCUUCGGUAGAUUAAUCGAUAACGGUAGCGCGCCAAACUCGCCCGUCUCAUCCCAGCCGUUGGCGUGCGACGCAAAUCAAUCUCCACCGUCGUCUCUUCGUCAAGGGCCUCGACCCCGUGCCGAACUAAAUGCUAUUCCCGAUUCCGCGAUUCGUCAGACCUCGAACGACUUUCGCAGAACCGCCGCGGCCGCAACUGCUGCAGAGAAUAGAGGAGAGGAGCGCGAAGAAGCAGAGGGGAACGACGACCGGGAGGAGAGUUCCGAGUCUCAAGAUGCGUCGGCGGAGCGGGCGAAACAGGAAGAGCAGGAGCGGGAGCUGCAGCAGCAGGAGGGGGAGGGGCAGAAGCAGGGGGAAGGAGGUUGCGAGUUGAAGCGUCCAACCACCCCGCUACCUUGUCCCCGUUGCAAGAGUCUCGCUACCAAGUUCUGUUACUUCAACAACUACAAUCCGAACCAGCCGCGCCACUUCUGCCGAGCCUGCCAGCGCUAUUGGACAGCCGGUGGCAAUCUGCGAAACGUGCCCGUGGGCUCGGGCCGGCGAAAAAGCAAGGUUUUGUCACACCCGCAACAGCAACAGGGUAACCAGCAGCACCAGGCGUCGCAUCAGGAAGCCCAUGCUCAAGCUCUCGCCGCUGGCGAUCCAGCCGCGGGCGUCUCGCCAGCAGCGCUGCUCGCCGCAGCGGCGGCGGCGGCGGCGGCAGCGACGGCAGUCCAUUCACCUGCCGUAGCGGCAACCAAUCCGUUGGUGCCAGGUGUCGCCAGUCCCUUUCUCUCCGCUCUUUCCGGCGCGUCCCACGCUCUCUCCGCGCCCUCCGUGGCGUUACCUGCAGCCUACGGUCUCCCCCCAGCCGCUCUUUCCCCGCAUGGAGCUUUCCCUCAGGCGGAGCUCUUGCGCCAAGGCGUCCCCCCAUACUCCCCGGGCCUCUCCGCGGGUCUCUCUCCCGCCAAUGUGGCAGCGGCGGCGGCUGCGCGGACCAUGGCGCUGGCGGCGGGCGCGGGGCACGUCCCUGCGGGGAUCUUUCCGGGGAUGGGCGGAAUGGGUAUGGGCAUGGGCGCGGGCAUGGGGGGCGCUGCUUCCGAGUACGCGGCCGCGGCUGCGGCUGCUGCUGCGGCGGCGGCGGCCGGCCAAGGAAUGUCCUCCGCCGCUGCGGGCCAGGAAAUGGCGUCUGCGGUUGCAGCAGCCGCCGCUGCCAUGGCUGCUCAAGCUGCUUCCGGGGCCCCUUCGUUCUCUCAAGCGGGAUGUGAAAUGACCCUUGCACCACCGGCACCAACAGGAGGAGCAGCAACACUGGCAGCAGGAGUGGAUGGUGCAGAGCGGAUGGAGAAGCAGCGGCAAGCGGCAUGGCUGGCCGGUGCGCCAGGCACAGGAUCAGGACAGGCAGUAGGGCACAGCACUGGAUGGGAAAACUUCCGUGCUGCAGCUGCCACAGCUGCUGCUGUUCCAUCUGUAGCAGGCAGGCAAGGCGGGUUAGACCACAGUAGAGCUGUCCCCUCUCUGCCCAUUCUCCCGCUACACUCCGCCUCUGGUUCCACCUCCCCUCCUCUCCUGCAGCAAGCGCUUGCAGCUGCUGGCCCCGCAGCUACAGCCGCUGCUACAGCUGCUGCGACUGUCCCUACCACAGUUGACACUCAAGCUGCUGGUACAGCGGCAGGGCAGCACAAGAGGCCGCCAGGCACUGGUGGUAACCAGGUGGUCGAUUAUCUCAGGAGGAGUCCUCCUGAGCAGCAGCAGCAACAGCAGCAGCUUGGGGCUAGUGGGGAGGAGCCUGCUGCUAAGAGGCUGUGCGUGGGGACUUCUGGAGGUGAUGUGGGAGACGGAGGAAAGGAGAAGGCAGGGCAGGAGGGUGUGCAUAUUCACCGCGCACCUUGCGAUAUCGCCUGCUCCUUCCAGUCGCGCCCACUCUUUCUUUCCCUUUCCUCACUGGUUUAUCCCUGUGCCUGUUUCGUCUGUCCCGCUUGUUUCGCCUGUCCCCCCUCUCCUUCCUGUUUCGCCUGUCCCCCCUCUCCUUCCUGUUUCGCCUGUCCCGCCUGUUUCGCCUGUCCCCCCUCUCCUUCCUGUUUCGCCUGUCCCGCCUGUUUCGCCUGUUUCGCCUGUCCCCCCUCUCCUUCCUGUUUCGCCUGUCCCGCUUGUUUCGCCUGUUUCGCCUGUCCCCCCUCUCCUUCCUGUUUCGCCUGUCCCGCUUGUUUCGCCUGUUUCGCCUGUCCCCCCUCUCCUUCCUGUUUCGCCUGUCCCGCUUGUUUCGCCUGUUUCGCCUGUCCCCCCUCUCCUUCCUGUUUCGCCUGUCUCGCUUGUUUCGCCUGUUUCGCCUGUCCCCCCUCUCCUUCCUGUUUCGCCUGUCCCGCUUGUUUCGCCUGUUUCGCCUGUCCCCCCUCUCCUUCCUGUUUCGCCUGUCCCGCUUGUUUCGCCUGUUUCGCCUGUCCCCCCUCUCCUUCCUGUUUCGCCUGUCCCGCUUGUUUCGCCUGUUUCGCCUGUCCCCCCUCUCCUUCCUGUUUCGCCUGUCCCGCUUGUUUCGCCUGUUUCGCCUGUCCCCCCUCUCCUUCCUGUUUCGCCUGUCCCACCUAUCAGGAGUUCAACCCUCCCUCCUCCCGCGCUCCUAGUCUCGCCCGAACCACCCCUCCCCCGGCACCUCCCCCGAACGUCCCUCCGCCCCUCGCCAUUCCCAUCCCCUUUCUCAAUUUCCGCCCACGUUCACGCUCCCCCAAUCCCGCGCGCUCCGCCUCCCCCUCUGGCGCGCGCUCCCGCUCCCGCUCUCGGUCGCGCUCCCCUCACCGCCCCUGGCGCUGGUUCUCCGCCGAUGCGCAGGAAUCCCCGCGCCAGCCCCGUUCCCCCGGCCCUGCCCCCGACCCAGGGGGCGCUGCCCCCGCCGCCGCUGCCACCGCAGGCGCAGGCGCAGGCUCCGCAGGUCCUUUUUCCGCGGCUGCUGCGCGGGUGACGGGCUUUUUCACUAGGCCGCACUUCCGAAGCAGUUCUCCAGGUCCGGUCCGACCCAGGGCGCCCGAGCCUGAGGCGAAGGUAUGGUAUUAUCCCGCGCCUGCAAUGAGAGAUCUGGUGUCGUUUCGUGAGCUGGUGGCUGGCGCGAGAGAGAGGACGCACGCUAAGACACAAGCGGAGAUUGCUACUAACGCGGAUUUGUUUUCAGGCAAAUCAGCCAGACACCAGCAUGUGGAAUCGAAUCCGCGGAACCUUGUAGCGGGUACAAACGCGGACAACCUUACCGGAUCUUCGAUAGAGCCUGUAGAGCGUUCGAAUAGGGCAACAAAGAAUCCUCCAUCUAUUCCACCACUUUCAGCUUAUAACGGGGGUAACGCGGACAGGGAACCCAGCAGCGAUCCGUACUACGUGCCUGGUGCCGCUUACUACGACAGCUUUCAAGCCGCCAGCGUGGAGAAGAGGAAACGUGUGAAGGAGCGGCAGCGCGGGAAAACGCGGGCUGGUGGCGAUGCGGAUGUAGCUACGAGUGGCGGCGGUUGUAGCAGCGGUGGUGUAGGGCCGAGCAGGAGAGAGGGGGGUGCAGGUGCGGUGGAGAUGGGUGAAGCAGGGUGGGAGGAGGGGUGGGUGAGUCCAGUGGAGAAGCAAUAUUUGAGGAAUGAAGGGGCUUACUACAGCACUCCGGCGGCUGCCAAGGAAGGGAAGCAGAGGGAGGCGUUUCGAGAUGGUGAGCGGAGAGUGGUGGUUCCGGAAGGGAAGCAGGAAGGGCUGUCCCCGAACAGGCGGCAAGAGGGGCUGUUGUCCCCUGAUGGUGCCAGUUCCGACAGCCACAUUGACGCGUCCUCCCCACUGCCGCUCCCCCAAACGUACCUUCCGAACGCUGACUAUGCUGGUUUUGCCGGGUAUGGCGGGUACGGUGGGUAUGGCAGCUGCGGGAGUGACUCCUCCCCCACCAUGUUCCCCCCUCACCUCCCCUCGCACCCCCACGAUCCCGCAUGCCCGUCAUCCCCGUCUCAUCCCCACUCGCCCCACCCUGUGUCUGACCAUCAGCAGCACUAUCCGCUCUUCCACCGCCCACACGCGUCCCAGCAGCAGCAGCAGCAGCAGCACCAGCGGACGCAGCAGCAAGCCUACCAAGCCCCCUCCCACCAGCAACAGCAACAGCAACAGCAACAGCAGCAGCAGAGCGCGCCUCCAGCAGCCUAUCUGCUGCGCAGGACGCCCUCCGCGCUGAACCGCUUCUCCCUGCCACGCAAGCCCGGGGAGGAGGACGAGGAGGAGCAGCAGCAGCACCACGCGCGGGGCACGCGGUCCAAACGGCAUGCAGAGAGUGGCGUUGCGCGGAUGAGCAGCAGAGGCAGCAGCCGCAGAGGGCAGCAGGGGUAUGAGCAGGAGCAGCAGUGGGCAGGGUCGGCGGGGCAGAGGGGAGGAGGGGAGGUGGCGGGAGGGGAGCGAAAGGGUGGGGUGGAGGAGGGGGAUGGAGUGAGUGAGGUGCCGUUUCACGAGAUCGUGGCAGGAGCACGGCUGAGGUCUGACUCUUCCCUCUCCCUGUCACAAAAGUCUCACUCCAUGUUGUCGCAUCAGUCCCUCUCUAUUCCCUCGCAUGCGUCAGGUGAGCAACAGAUGCCUGCAGCAGCAGCAGCAGCAGCAGCAGCAGCAGUAGCAGCAGAGUCACAUGCACAGUACGAUUCUGGUUCUCCUGCUGGCGUGGCUCCGUCCCUCGUCUCGUUUGUGCCUCUCCCCCUGAACACGUACAGUGAGGGCGGGUUGGGGGGAGAGGAGGGCACAGGCGGGGGGGGUGGUGGGAGAGGGAAGGGGGGAAAAGGAGGGGUGGGGGGAGAGGAGAAAGCGGGGGAGAGGGAGGGGGAGUGGGAGGGGGAGAGGAUGCGGAAGGACGGCGCUGAGGAGGAGAGGGCGGGAGAGGUGACGAAUGGGCCUGAAGGGAGGAGCGGGGGGCGAGCAGGAGGGGCCUUAGGCGGCUGGUCGAAAGGGAGGAGAGGGACGACGGAGAUUGAAGAGGUGGUGGAAGGGGAGGGGGAGAGGGCGGAAGGGGAAGGAGAGAGGUGGGGAGAGGGGUCGGUAGGAGAGGGAGAAGGAAUGCGGUGGGCGAGGAGGGAGGAGGGGAGGGACUUGUCGAAGGUGGACAGGUGGGCUGCGGAGGGGAGGGAUGGGGGGCAGCAGGUGCAUGAAGGCGAAGACGACUUUUGGAUGCAGCGGCUGGGGCUGCUUCAGGUGAAACCUCAGUCACACGCCCUGCUCCCCACCACCAGUCCCCCCGGGCCCAGCGACCCCUUCGCGCCCCUGCCUGCUGCCCUGCGCGCUGGGCUGCUCAGGCGACUCAAGGAGGCCGACUCUGCUGCCGCACUCAAGGAGGACAGCCUUUCUGCUGCCACUGCCGGCCCUGCCACCCCUGCUGCUGCUGCUGCUGCUGCUGGGUCUACCAGCGGUGCUUGUGCUGUGGAUGGGGCAGGUGGAGGUUCCCUUAUAAGCAGGUCCGCUAAGGGUAUUCUGUGUCGGACCAAGGUGCUCAAGGCAGAAGAGGGAGGAGGCAGACGGGAAGGGGGCAGGGGAGAAAGUGCUGCUGAAGGCGCUGCUCGUGUUGCUGGUAGUGAUCGUGCCAGUGCUGAUGGUGCUGGCGAAUCCGCUGCUGCUGCUGCUGCUGCUGCUGAAGCUGAUGCCGAUGCUGAUGCUGCUGCUGCCAAGGCUGGUCUUCUCCCCCCGAGCCUGGUCGAAGCUGUGUUCAAGCCUGGCGCCUUGGGUCGCGCGGCCACAGCCUACCGCUACAGGGGAGGGGGCGACUUCCUGUUUCGCACCCUGGCCACGCUACAGCUGGAUGGGGAGGAGAGGCAGAGGGAGGGGGAGCGGACGGGGGAGCGGGAUGGGGAGGAGGAGAGGCAUGGGGAAGGAGAGAGGGAGGUGGGUCAAGGUGGAGGAAAUAGUGGAGCAGGGAGCAUUGAUGCAUCUGCUGCUACUGCUGCUGCCACUGCUACUGGUUCCCCUACUGGUGCUGCUGAUGCAGAGGUAACUGGAGCGCAGGAAAGCAGAGCCAGCGACAGUCAGAGGGUUGUAGAACCGGACGGGAAAGGGGAGAAAGGAGAGAUGGGAGGGAUGGAUAGGACAGAAGGGAAGAGAGAGAAGGGAGGGAGGAGAGAGAAGGGAGGGAGGGAGGCGGAGGGGGAGGAGGAGGACGCGUGUGACUACGAAGAGGAGGCGAGGGCCGUGGCCCUCUCUCUCUUCGGCUUCCCCCACACUCUCAACGACUUUGGGGGGCUUCUGGAGGGCGACGGGCAGGCAGACGGUUCCGGGCAGAGGGAAACUAUUCAGGAGCUGCCCGGGCGAGGUGGCGGCAGGAGCGGGGGAGGAAGAGCGGGGAGUGUGGAGGUGAGGGAUGGGGAGAGGAGGGAAGUGGGGAGGGGGGGAAUGAGAGGCGAGAGAGGGGAGGCAGGGGCGGAGCCAGGGGAGGGGGGCGAGAGGGCAGGUACAGGGGAGGAGGACGGGGGCGAGGGGGAAGAGAGCGCGGUGCAGCAGAGCCUGCGGCAGUUGGAGCAGGCGCUGGCAGCGGGGAGAAUGCCCGUGGACGCUGCUGCCCUCCGCCACGAGCUGCUGCUCCUCAUGGGGGGUGGCGCGGGGCACAGGGGGGAGGCGGGAGGUAGCCGGGGGAAGCUGGGGGGAGGCGGGGGGGAGAUGGGGGAAGGCCAGAGGGAGAUGGGAGGAAGCAGGGGGGAGAUGGAGGGAGGCAGGGGCGGAAUGGGGGAUGGCGAGAUGGGGGUGACGGUGGGGGUACGGGGGGAAGAGAGGGUUGGGGGCAUUGGGGCGAGGGAGCGAGGCAGGUGGGAGGUGAGGGGUGAGGGGAUGGAGCAGCGGUGGGAGGGUGGGAGGGAAGAGGGGGCGAGUGAGGGGGGACGGGAGGAAGGGGAGAGUGAAGGAGGUGUAGGGAGGGCGGCCACAGUGCAGCCCGUGCCGGCAGCAGCAGCAGCAGGGGGCGAGGAGCCUGGUGAUGGCAGCAGCGCCCUGCCUGCUGCUCGCCCAGCCUGGGGUGAGGAGCCUGCAGGCCUCUCUCCUGCUCAUCGCCCUGCCUCCACUGCUGGCUUUGCUGCAGGGAUGUCGACGGUAGGGGGAGGAGGAGGGGAACCAGGGGGGUUGUCCUCGGCGUGGCACUGGCUGCAGCAGGUGGAGAUGGCCGAGGCAGAUGGGCAUGUGCCUGUGGCGCUGCAGCUGUUUGACCUCGCAGACAAGUGUGACGCUCAGGUGGGUGACUGGCUCGUUGCCAUGUUACGUGAGUGUCUGCAGGGUGCUCUUGAGAACCCCCCUUCUCCAAAACACCACGUGCCUGUGCCGCUGCAGCUGUUCGACCUGACGGACACGUGUGAUGCUCAGGGGCGUCUGUCUCCCUCCCUCCUCAUGUUUCUCUCCUCUCCCUCUCCCGCGUCCUCGCCCCUCCUCCUACCCCCACCUGAACCUUCCGCCCUAUCCUCUCCCCUGCCCGCACACUCUCCCCUCCCCCUGCCCCCCCGCCUGGCUCCUGUGCUGCGCCCCUGCCGCUCCGCGCACCAUCUUGUGGCUGUGUAUGAUCUCCAGGGCGAGCGGGUGAGUGGGGAGGAGUGCAGUGAGGUGGGAGGGGGGUCGGGCGAGGGGGUUGGUGAGGAGGAAGGCAGAGAAGCAGGUGGGUGGGAAGCGGAGAGGAUUGAUGGGGAGGAGGGUGGAGUGGGAGGAUGGGAGGGCGGGAGGGACAUGGGACGAAACAAGAGUUCGGAAUGGGAAGCGGGGGCUGAUGGAUGGGCAGCAGGGAUGGGUGGGAGCGGGGAGGGGGAGGCAGAGGCAGCAGGAGUGGAAGGAGAGGUGAGGCUGCAAGGGCUGGUGGGAGGAGUGGAGGGAGCAUCAGGAGCAGUAGGAGGGGCGAGUGUGAGGGAUGCAGGAGGAGAGGGAGGAGCGAAUGUGAGGGAUGCAUCAGCAGAGGGAGCAGCGAUUGUGGGAACUCCAUCACCUGUGAGGGCUUGGAGUCGAGGGGCAAGAGAGCGGGAGAGGGAGAGGGAGAUGGGGAUCACUGCAGGGAUCUCUUCAGAAGUCACCAAGGGUUCAUAUGAAGGUGCUGAUAACAUCCCCAGCACAGCAGCGUUCGGCAGCCCAUUCAAGGCAGCAGCAGCAGGAGCAGCAGCAGCAGGAGCCGGCUCAGGCUCCCCCGCCCGCCCCCCCUCAUCUGCUCUGUCCCCCAUAAAUCCGUCCUCGAUAAACGCAGCGGCAGGUGCGUCGGCUGCAGCAGCGUCAGGUGGAGUGGGGUCCUGGCCGUCUCCCUCUGCCUCGCCCUCGCCUGCCCGUGCUGCCCGCACGGCCCUCUUCUUUGAAACCGUCAAGAGGGCUGCAGGGGCAACGGCGGAAGCAGCAGUGGCAGAGGGGAGUGGCACCGGCAGGGAUAGGUUGGCGUUGAGGGAGGGGGCGAGUGCAGGACGAGGCGGGGUGGGGGGAGAGGAUGGAGUGUCAGGUGAGGGAAGGAGUAGGGGAGGGAUGGAGAGUGGGGGUUCAGGGGUGGGGGGUGGGAGUUCUGGUGUAGGGGGGGGCAGUCCCAGUGUUCUGGAGAAGCUGCGGCGAGCCAAGGCUCAGCUGAUGCAGCUGCAGCAGAAUUACCUCAGAGACCCGCCACCGCACUCCACCGCCUCGUACUCCUCCUCACCUUCAGACCGCACCCCCAGCAGCAGCGCGCAGAGCCAGCGCUCCGAACCUGAUCCUCUGCUGCUUGGGCCUACCCCCGCCCGAACCGAUGUGGCUCGGUAUGAGAAGGCUCGGAAGGGCCUGCCGAGCCUGGAUGAGGAGGCGCCGAUUGCGGGGUGGAGUUUGGACGAGGGCGCCGGGAGGAGCGGAGGAGACGGAGCUAGAGACAGAGCAGGGGACAGGAAAGAAGCAGAAAUGGGAUAUGGAGGAGAGGCAGGAAAAUUAGAAGGAGGGAGAGAGCAUAUUGGUGGGGAGGGUGCAGUGGAAGGAACAGGCCUGAGUGUACGAGCAGAGUCACCCGUGAGAGGGGGCUGGAGCAGAGGCUCGGGAGGUGUUGGGAGGGUCAGAGGGUCACUUGGAGAAGCGACUGGUGCAAGGCCAGAUGAUGGGGGUGUGGGAGCAGGAGGUGGGGGCGGAGGAGCGGCAGGAUCAGAAGGGAGGGAAAGAAGGGGGGGAGUAGGCAAAGGAAAGGAAGGAGGGGAUGGGGCGAUGGAUGCGGCAAGUACGCAGCCAAUGGCAUGGAAAUCAGGAGCCAAUCAGGGCAUGACACUACAGCAGCGAAUGAGAGCGAGGAGGGAUGGAGCACAGGGAGGAGGGGGAGGCGGGGCGGCAGCAGGGAGGAGGCGGCAGUGGGUGAGGUGA